Psammomys obesus (fat sand rat) is the source of this 1416-nucleotide messenger RNA. RefSeq names its product apolipoprotein A4 (gene Apoa4). Gene Ontology annotation, biological process: positive regulation of lipid biosynthetic process; triglyceride homeostasis; lipoprotein metabolic process. Gene Ontology annotation, cellular component: chylomicron; extracellular region; high-density lipoprotein particle. NCBI's taxonomy places the organism in Eukaryota, Metazoa, Chordata, Mammalia, Rodentia, Muridae. Bases 87 to 1247 code for a protein of 386 amino acids. Gene Ontology annotation, molecular function: phospholipid binding; cholesterol binding; phosphatidylcholine-sterol O-acyltransferase activator activity. The transcript has 3 exons. The record is from RefSeq and is a predicted model, not a curated record.
CGCCUGGAGUCAUUCCUCACAGGGACCCAGGAGAACAUUUCCAUCCAGUUUGGCUGAGACUGUCCCAGCCCAGAGAGGAGCCCAGGAUGUUCCUGAAGGCUGUGGUGUUGACCCUGGCCCUGGUGGCUGUCACUGGCACCAAGGCUGAGGUCAAUGCUGACCAGGUGGCCACUGUGAUGUGGAACUACUUCACCCAGAUAAGCAAUAAUGCCAAGGAGGCUGUGGAACAACUCCAGAAGUCAGAUGUCACCCAGCAGCUCAAUACCCUCUUCCAGGACAACCUUGGGAACGUGAAUUCGUAUGCUGAUGAACUGCAGAAGCUGGUUCCCUUUGCCCUAGAACUGAGUGAACGCCUAGCCAAGGAUGCAGAGAACGCGAAGCGAGAGAUUCAGAAGGAGCUGGAGGAGCUCCGCGACCGCAUGAUGCCCCAUACCAACACGGUGAGCCAGACGUUCGGGGACAAUGUGCAGAAGUUGCAGCAGCACCUGAGGCCCUUCAUGGUGGACCUGAAAACGCAGGUCAACACGCAGGUGCUGGAACUGAAGCGCCAGAUGUCUCCCUACAUGCUGAAAAUGCAGGCCACAGUGCAGGAGAAUGUAGACAACCUGCAGGCCUCCAUGAUGCCCGUUGCCAAUGAGUUAAAGGAGAAGUUUGACCAGAACGUGGAAGAGCUCAAGGGGCGCCUGAUCCCCCAAGCCAACGAGCUGAAGGCCACAAUCGACCAGAACCUGGAGGAUUUGCGCCGCGGCCUGGCCCCUCUUGCAGUGGGUGUGCAGGAGAAACUCAACCACCAGUUGGAGGGCCUAGCCUUCCAGAUGAAGAAGAACGCCGAGGAGCUCCAGACCAAGGUCUCCGCCAACAUCGACCAGCUGCAGAAGAAGCUGGCCCCGAUGGUGGAAGAUGUACGCAGCAAGCUAAAGGGCAACACGGAGGGGCUGCAGAAGUCUCUGGAGGACCUGAACAGACAGCUGGACCAGCAGGUGGAGGAGUUCCGGCGCACCGUGGAGCCCUUGGGGGAGAUGUUCAACAAGGCCCUGGUACAGCAAAUGGAGCAGUUCAGGCAGCAACUGGGCUCCAACUCGGGGGACGUGGAGAGCCACUUGAGCUUCCUGGAGAAGAGCCUCAGGGAAAAGGUCAACUCCUUUAUGGGAACCCUGGAGAAAAAGGAGAGCUCAGACCAGCCCCUGUCCCUCCAGGUCCCAGAGCAGGUCCAGGAGCAGGUACAGUCCAGCCCGCUGGAGAGCUGAGCUGUCCCUGGUGCUCUCAGCCCGUCACAGCCACAGACACCUGCCCUGCCCCACAACCUGUCUGUCAAUCUGUCCCUAAGCACUUCUUGUACCAGCUGGAGGACACAUGUCCUGCGCAAGAUGAUGAGACAUCUCUCUAUUCAAUAAAGCUACUGAGAAAUUAGCCCCA